Messenger RNA from Gilbertella persicaria, 1335 nucleotides. RefSeq lists its product as uncharacterized. The transcript has 2 exons. The coding region runs from base 31 to 1158 and encodes 375 amino acids. The record is from RefSeq and is a predicted model, not a curated record. Lineage: Eukaryota; Fungi; Mucoromycota; Mucoromycetes; Mucorales; Choanephoraceae.
UUUUCUUUUCUUUUCUUUUCUUUUUAAAUCAUGAUCAUGAUGACACCUUUUACUUCUUCAACAAAUGCACCAACACCUGCAACAAAAGGAAAAAAACCAUAUAAAAGCUGGUUAAAAGAUGGCGUAAAUGGUGGGCCUUCUUCUAUGGAAGUGCUCGUCAACUGGCUUUCCAAAAAAGCAAAUUACGCUAAAUGGAAAGGCGAUGAUUGUGAAAGAAUCCCAAAGAAAUCUUUACUUGAGAGUAUUAUCGAUGAAAUGAGAGAGGUCGGCAUUUAUCACCGCCUUGCAAAAGACGUAGCUUCAAAGAUCUCUACCUUACAGAGUAAUUAUCGUCUUGUUCGUGAAUGGAAAGAAGUAGAAGGCAAGAAAUUGCUUGAAAAUGGUGUUAGCGAAGAAGGCAUUCAUGAGGAACUAGUAAAGCGAUUUCCUUAUUGGGACUCUUUAGAUGAGGUAUUCAAUAGUACCCGUACUUCUUCUUGGCCAAUGUCAAUCAGCAGUAUCAUGCACUCAAAUGAAGAAGACGAUUUAUUUCAUGUUAAACAAGAAGAAUACGCAUUUGAGGAUGAAGAAGACUCGAUUGGUUCUCCUCCUAAAAGAAGACGAAGAUUAAGUGAUAGUACACUACAGCCUACGACACAACGAUCAUCUAUUGAUAAUACAUCUGAUUCAGCUAGUACAACACAUUCAACACAGUCUUUACCUACAAGUAUGUCAGUUACUUCGCCCAUUGUGAUCAAACCAUUGCCUCGAGUACUACCAUCGCCCAUUUCAAAUAGUACAGCAGCCCCGCCUCCACCCACUAUUCCACCUCCCUCAUUAUCCACCAAUCAUAAAAACUUUUCUACUAUUCCCUCACCAUCUCCACCACCAUCAUCAUAUUAUCAUUAUCUUCCACAUCCCUAUACGACUGAACCUCAUCGUCGUGACCAUGUUUUGGCUGAAUCUUUACUUCAAAUGACACGCGAGAAAGAAGCAGGUCGAAUGAAACGAUCUCAAGAUAUGCUCCAGUUUCUAAGAGAAAAACGAAUGGAACGUGAGCAACUCUUGAUCGAAAAAGAACUAACAAAACGAGUCAAGGCCAAAGCAGAGCUCGUAAAGAAUCUCAUGGAAGCAGGUUUUGAUAAGAAUGCGAUUGCUGAGCAACUCAAUAUGUUAUAAUUAUUUUAUUUUUUUCUUUUAUUUAUUUCACUCCUUUUUUUUUUCAUUCUAUGCAAACAUCCGCUUCUUUUUUCUUUCUUCUUAAUAACUAUUAAUUACUGCUGCCCUUAUGUACAAAAUAUAUAAAUAUAUAUAUACUCUUCAUCAUGUCAAAAUAAAAAAGAUUUCUUGUCCCCU